Molecule: messenger RNA, 1553 nt
Organism: Carya illinoinensis
Lineage: Eukaryota; Viridiplantae; Streptophyta; Magnoliopsida; Fagales; Juglandaceae
Product: mitotic checkpoint protein BUB3.3
Exons: 10
Coding region: 234-1226 (330 amino acids)
Biological process (GO): mitotic spindle assembly checkpoint signaling
Cellular component (GO): phragmoplast; kinetochore; mitotic checkpoint complex
Molecular function (GO): ubiquitin binding
Source: RefSeq, a predicted model, not a curated record
UGAUUUUUCUGAUAUUCCCCGCUGGGCGGGAACUUUUCGUGGUCUUCACUUCACCCUUGUGCGUCAGUCCCCUCCACAACUCCUUCUAAUCCUUCUCUAGGGCGCGUUAGGGUCUUUUUUUGGGUCUAGCUUCCACGAAGAGCUCAAGUUUUUUUCUCUUCCUGAUCUGAUCUAUUGCUGCGAUUCCAUAUCUCUUUGCCUCGUUUGUUUCAAAUGCACCGAGUUGUUCAGAAAUGAAUGGAACUUGUUUGGAGUUCGAAAAACCUAUUCGAGACGCCAUUUCCAGAAUUCGAUUCGCUCCCUACUCUAACAAUCUCCUUAUUUCUUCUUGGGACUCCAGUCUGAGAUUGUACGAUGUGGAUGGGUCUGUGCUCAGACUAGAAGCUCGGUCCGAAGCCGCGCCUCUUGAUUGUUGUUUCCAGAAUGAAUCUGUUGCUUUCAGCGCUGGGUCUGAUGGAUUCGUUAGAAGGUAUGACUUGCAUUUGGGAACUACCGCUACAAUUGGAAAUCAUGAUGAUAUAGCAACGAGCAUUGGAUAUUCUGAUGAAACGAGUCAAGUAAUCUCUGCUGGUUUGGAUAAGGAGAUAGUAUUCUGGGACCCUCGCAUGGCAGAGGCUGUUGCAUACCUGAGAAAUCUUGGUGCGGAGGUGGAAUCGAUGUCACUCUCUGGGUCUAAUCUGAUGGUAGCCAUUGGAGCAUCCAUAUAUAUGUAUGACUUGCGUAAUUUAGACAAACCGGUUCAGGCAGAAGAUUCAAACGUGGGCAUUCAAAUUAGAUGUGUCAGCGCAAGUCCUUAUUCUAAAGGAUAUGCGGUUGGAUCGGUGGAUGGACGAGUAGCAGUGGAGAUUUGCCAUCCAUCCAAUCCAAACGACAUUAGAUACAUGUUCCGCUGUCAUCCAAAGUCAAAGGAUGGAAGAUAUCAUCUGGCAUCGGUGAAUGACAUUGUUUUCAAUCCACUCAUCUGUGGUGCUUUUGUCACAGGUGAUAAUGAGGGUUAUGUUACUGCAUGGGAUAUUCGAAGCAGGAGAAGAAUCUUUGAGUUGCCUAGGUACCAAAAUAGUGUGGCAUCCUUGUCGUACAACCAUGAGGGACAACUUUUGGCUGUUGCAUCAAGCUACACAUACCAAGAAGCUAAAGAAAUAGAAGAGCUUCCUCAAAUAUUCAUACACGGAAUUGAUGACAGCUACAUUAGAUCAAUGUCUUCCGGAAGUUCGAGUAGGAAUUGACUGUACAAGGUAUUAUGCAGAUGAGCCACAUUGGUCUGUGGCAGACUGACUUCAUAUGUAAUGGACCCUGGAGUUGUAACUUGCACGACCAAGUGAACAAUGUUGGGGGGCCUAGAAAUGUUACACCUGUCACUGACCUAGGUGGGAUCGUUUUCGAGAUGCUAAUCCAGAGCAGAAGAAAGAAAGGCAGGUAGCUGUAAAAAGGAGUUGCAUAUGUUGUAGAAUACUAGAAUGUUGUUUAAUUGGUUGUAACAUUCCUGUAGAAGAUACCAAUUUGUUGGAUUUCCCAUUUAGCUCUAAUUCAUAGCCUCUGCUACUUGGAUGUCA